GUAGUGUGUGUGAAUUUGUUGUGCCACGUGAUGUGGUGGACAUGCAUUGACAUUGCAAUGGUAUAUUGACUGUUGUCUGAUGAGUGUCGACCAGACUAUAAAUUAGUUUUUGAUACAACCGACGACAUCAUUACCGAGACGACUGUCAGUGRAACACAAUAAAAUUAUAUAACUCUCARUAUUAUACUUUGAGCCGUUUAAUAUUAUUACAAAAACAUCUAGAUGUUAUUACUAUGAUGCUGUAUAAAAUAUUUUCUUUUUUAGUAUUGAUGAUUUUGAGCUCGACGACAACUCUAGAUUCUGCGAAAGUCGUUUGCUACUUCAGCAAUUGGGCUAUUUAUCGACCGGGCAUUGGAAAAUAUACCAUAGACGACAUACCAGUCAAAGAUUGCACCCAUGUUAUUUAUUCUUUUGUUGGAGUAGACAACAAGACUUGGGGUAUAAGUGUUCUCGAUCCUGAAAUCGAUGUAAAUAGAAAUGGUUUCAAGAAUUUCACGGAUCUUCGAGUAUUGAACCCAGAUGUUAAGUUCAUGGUAGCUCUAGGUGGUUGGGCAGAGGGGGGUAAGAAAUAUUCUACAUUGGUGUCUUCUCCAGAUAAAAGAGCGACAUUUAUCAAAAGUGUAAUCGAAUUUCUAAAGACAUACGGAUUUGAUGGCUUCGAUCUCGAUUGGGAAUAUCCCGGCGCAGUUGAUCGAGAUGGAGCUUAUUCAGAUCGCAAUAAUUUUUAUUAUUUUGUACAAGAACUAAAAGCUGAAUUUGAAAAUCAAAAUACUUCAUGGCAAUUAACUAUGGCAGUGCCAUUAGCAAAAUUCCGAUUAAUGGAAGGUUAUUACGUUCCAGGUCUAUGUCGUUUAACCGAUGCUGUACACGUAAUGGCUUACGAUUUACGAGGAAAUUGGGCUGGGUUUGCGGAUGUUCAUAGUCCAUUGUUUAAAAGACCUUCUGAUCAAUACGCGUAUGAAAAACUAAAUGUUGCCGAUGGAAUGCAAUUGUGGGUGGAUCUUGGUUGUCCACCAAAUAAAUUAGUUAUGGGUGUGCCGUUCUAUGGCCGAUCGUUUACAUUGAGUGCUAGUAAUAAAAAUUACAAUAUUGGCACAUACAUUAACAAAGAAGCAGGAGGUGGUGAAGCUGGAAAUUACACACAGGCUGUAGGAUUUUUGGCUUAUUAUGAGAUAUGUAAAUAUUUACAAGACGAAGACAAUGGUUGGACCCAAAUGUGGGAUCCUAUUGGCUUGUGUCCGUAUACAUAUAAAGGUACACAAUGGAUUGGUUAUGAUAAUGUCACAAGUUUAUCAGAAAAAAUGAAACAUCUCAAAAACAAGGGCUACGGUGGUGUAAUGACUUGGGCUGUAGAUAUGGAUGAUUUUAAUGGCAUUUGUGGCCCCAAAAAUCCUCUCAUUCGAGUUUUACGAGACGCCAUGGAAACAUACACACCUCCAAAUAUACAGAUAAUUACUACUCCUACGCCCGAGUGGUUAGUACCCCCAGAAAAAACUACUCAAAAUAAGUUAGUCGCUACUGAACAAGAAUCUUCGACUGUAUCAGUUAAAGAAACUACAAUUAUAUCAGUUAAAGAACCAAAUAAAGUAAAAAUAUAUGGUCACAAAACAACAGGAUGCAAAGAAGGAGAGUAUUCGCCAAGUAAAUACUGUCAUAAAUAUUUCAUGUGCGAUCAUGGGAAAUGGAUGCCUUUCCUUUGUCAACCCGGUACUGUUUGGAAUCAAGAAGAAUUGGUGUGUGAUUGGCCUUCCCGAACUGCCCAGUCAGAUUGUAUAAAAGUUUAAUUAAUAAAAUAUAACAUUCGGAUAUAGAUAUACAAGAAAAUUACAUGUUAACAACAAUUUAACAAUAGUAAAUUUGCAUUAAA
Diuraphis noxia (Russian wheat aphid) is the source of this 1867-nucleotide messenger RNA. It is a transcript of the gene Cht5, whose product is annotated as Chitinase 5. The record is from RefSeq and is a predicted model, not a curated record. NCBI's taxonomy places the organism in Eukaryota, Metazoa, Arthropoda, Insecta, Hemiptera, Aphididae. Gene Ontology annotation, molecular function: chitinase activity; chitin binding. Gene Ontology annotation, cellular component: extracellular region. Gene Ontology annotation, biological process: chitin catabolic process; carbohydrate metabolic process.